Messenger RNA from Loa loa (African eye worm), 972 nucleotides. RefSeq names its product 40S ribosomal protein S20. The transcript is spliced from 4 exons. Gene Ontology annotation, cellular component: ribosome; cytosolic small ribosomal subunit. The record is from RefSeq and is a predicted model, not a curated record. Lineage: Eukaryota; Metazoa; Nematoda; Chromadorea; Rhabditida; Onchocercidae. Bases 353 to 715 code for a protein of 120 amino acids. Gene Ontology annotation, molecular function: RNA binding; structural constituent of ribosome. Gene Ontology annotation, biological process: translation.
UGGAUGCAUGUAUUUUAAAUAUAGACACUUAUCAUUUUUGUGCCUAUAUUUCUCUAAAUGAAAUUGAGUUAGAAUGAUGAACUGAUACCUGUCAUAUCUUCGGUAACCAAUAAUUUAAGCUUCAGGUGUUUGUCAUAAGCUAAGUGUACUUUUACGCGAUACUUCUGGAAAAUUCACAACGCUUUAGCUGCCAUAUCGCAAAUAUUUGUUGCUUAUCGAGAGUAAGGGCAGCAGUUCUUUACAUUGUAACAUAUCUUGUUUCAGCUCUGGAUAUUGAACACAGAAAAGCACGGAAGAGGAAGUAGUAAAUCGUGGUAUAUUGCUGAGCAGUGGAACUCAAUCAUUUGUAAACAUGGCUGGCGUACCUUAUAAAACGGAGAAACCUAUUACUCUCGACAAUACUGAGCAUCGCAUUCGUAUCACUCUCACUUCGCAGAAUGUGUAUUCGCUGGAGAAAGUUUGUGAACAGCUUAUCAAUGGAGCAAAAGAAAAGAAUCUUGUUGUGAAAGGACCAAUUCGCAUGCCUACGAAAAUACUUCGUAUCACAACACGUAAAACACCGUGUGGUGAAGGCUCAAAAACUUGGGAUCGGUUCCAGAUGCGGAUCCAUAAACGUCUGAUCAAUAUGCAUAGUCCAAGUGAUGUAUUGAAACAAAUAACAAGUAUUUCGAUCGAACCUGGUGUUGACGUAGAAGUUACUAUCAACGAUUCCUAAUUUGUCGGAAAAUAAUUGUUGUGCGACUGUGAAAGUCUGGAAAUAGACUAAUUUUUAUUUAUGAUGUCACAUAAGUAAAUGACGUUACUAGUUGUUGUUAUGGGAAGAGUGAUUCAUUCGAAGUUUGUUUUGUCUUUGAUCUUGUUUUUUUAAAGUAAUAAAUGCAAUUUUUUGUCGUUCAUCAUUUUUUAUUCUGUACUGAUCAGUAAAGGAACCUUGUUUUAGUACGUCUGGUUGUAUUAAUACAGGACGUGAGA